GUCGAAGUCCGUUUGAAGGAGUUCGAUGUCGGAGCAACACCUUGAUCUCAACUUGGAUGUCAACUUGCUAUGUAUCACCUCGUCGGCUACCGGGUAACGUCAACUUUAAUUCACGUUUUGGAAACUCCAAGCAGAUUUACGGCUAGAAACGAUGACCAAGAUUGCCAAGAUAGAGUAUUUCCGCGUGCCACCGCGUUGGCUGUUCGUCAAGAUUACUGACGAGGAUGGCCACUUCGGCUGGGGCGAGGCAUCACUGGAGGGCCACACUCAAGCGGUGGAAGGUUGUCUGGAAGCUUGGGCAGAGAAAUUCAUAGGCUUCGAAGCCGAUGACAUCGAACACCUCUGGCAAGUGUCGUACCGAGGAGGCUUCUACCGUGGCGGUCCGGUUCUGAUGAGUGCCUUGGCUGGUAUUGACAUAGCGCUGUGGGAUCUCAAGGCGAGGAAACUGAACGUGCCCAUCUACCAACUGCUAGGAGGCAAAGUCCGCGACAAGCUCCGCGUCUACGCGUGGAUUGGAGGAGAUCGUCCCAGCGAUGUAGAAGUCCAAGCAAACGCCCGCAAAUCCCAAGGCUUCAACGCCGUCAAAAUGAACGGGACCGAAGACCUAGGCUGGCUUGAUUCGCCUAACAGACUCUCCGCCUGCGUAGAGCGUGUGAAGGCCGUUAAAGCCCUCGGCCUCGACGCCGGCGUCGACUUCCACGGCCGCGUGCACAAGCCCAUGGCCAAACAGCUCGUGGCCAAACUCGCCCCCCUCGAUCCCCUCUUCAUCGAGGAACCGCUUCUGUCCGAGAAUAUCGGUGGGAUAAAAGAUAUCGCCGCACGAACGAGCUGCCCCAUAGCGCUAGGAGAACGGCUACACUCGCGAUGGGACGUUAGGCCCUUCCUGGAGGCCGGCUGCGUGGAUAUCCUGCAGCCGGACAUAUCGCACGUGGGCGGCAUCUCGGAGAUGCGGAGGAUUGCGGCUAUGGCCGAGACGUACGAUGUGGCUUUGGCGCCGCAUUGUCCGUUGGGCCCCAUUGCGCUCGCGGCGAACGUGCAGGUCGAUGCUGUGUCGGCGAAUUUUGUCAUUCAAGAGAUGAGCCUGGGGAUUCAUUAUAAUGUGGGCGGGCAGGAUUUGACGAGCUACACGACGAACCCAGAGGUUUGGAAGGUCACGGAUGGGUAUAUUGACUUGAUGACUGGCCCCGGGCUAGGGAUUGAGGUCGACGAGGAGCAGGUUAGGAGGUUGUCGAAGGAUGCUAAGGCUUGGGUGAGCCCCAUGUUUUCGGGGCCAGGAAAGGAGUUGAGAGAGUGGUAGAUUUUUCGAUCGCCUUGAUCAAGAUGUCUUGGAUUAGAGAAAAGUAGUGCCGUAAGAUAUCAUUCCGCUGUGGAGACUUGGCC
Molecule: messenger RNA, 1380 nt
Organism: Pseudomassariella vexata
Lineage: Eukaryota; Fungi; Ascomycota; Sordariomycetes; Amphisphaeriales; Pseudomassariaceae
Product: mandelate racemase/muconate lactonizing enzyme domain-containing protein
Exons: 4
Coding region: 152-1297 (381 amino acids)
Biological process (GO): D-galactonate catabolic process; amino acid catabolic process
Molecular function (GO): galactonate dehydratase activity
Source: RefSeq, a predicted model, not a curated record